Molecule: messenger RNA, 2314 nt
Organism: Phaedon cochleariae (mustard beetle)
Lineage: Eukaryota; Metazoa; Arthropoda; Insecta; Coleoptera; Chrysomelidae
Source: the annotation of a GenBank genome assembly
CAGGUAUGAAUGGGUACGUCACUGUCAGUACUUCAGUAGUACCACUAGUACCUGAAGCACCUACCAGUACUUAUAGUACUGGUUGUGAUUGCUUGGUGGCUCGCUUUUAGGGAAAAUAAUCAAAGUUACAUCCUAUUCUAUCAUUCCUACCAGUCGUACCGUACGCGUACGCCGUACGUCUCAUCUUUGCACUUUGCAACAAGCCCCAAGCCCCCAAGAAUGUGCUUCUUGUAGAUUGUUACCAUACAAUAAUUGGUUGGCUUUAAAAGGUUUAUUUUAUAAUGUAAAGUGUUGUGUGAAAAAUAAAAUCUUGAAACAAAAUGGGCGACAAUAACACACCGAAAAAAAUCGAGGACAGCCAAGUUUCUGCUGUCAUUCCGAUUCCACAAGAAACAGGUAGUCCUUCCGGUCAAAACUGGGUGAAAUUCGAUGAAGAGGCUUCGAGAGAAAACAAAAAUUCUCCCGCCGCCGUUAUAACAACAGAAAACGUUCAGGUAAAUCUGGAUCGAAGCCUAAGUAGAUCAACUGAUGGUAACAAUGUAGCUGUCUUGGAUCCGAAGCCUCUAAGAAACGUUGAGCUUCCUAUAGCCACGGUCGAACCUAUUAGACAAGGAUUUUCAAAUGGAGACAUCAUAGUAACUCUUUUGCCUGUAAACACUAGUUUUCCAUGGAUUACUCCUGCACAAUUCCGUCCAGAAUUAGUACCUGAAGAAUUGAUGGCUCAGGGUCUUACUUUGACUGUUGAAGAGUAUGUACAAGCAAUGGAACUCUUAGUAAAUGAUGUAAGAUUCACUAUGUACAAUGUUUGCUACAAAAGAGUGCUGGUCAUAUGGAUUUCUGUGGCCUUUUUUGUGCUCUUGGGUUUGCUGUUUUCUGGCCUGACAGGUCUCACUCUGUUUGGGCUGGGAAUAGGAUGGCUGAUAUUGAAUGCUGCUGCUAUUUUUCUCUCCAUGUACUUAAAGUUCAGAUUGCAAAGAAAUUUGGAAAAAUGUAUGGCCCAUGUGAAUAAGCAAUUGCUGAGACACAAGAUAGUACUAGCCUUGGACGAUCGGGGCAAGAUAAGCUGCCACAAGGUGAACCUGUGCUUCAUCUACAUGGACAGCGCCCCCUGUAUAGCCCAUCUGCAAACGGCCAUCGACCAGCAGGACAGGGACCAUUCGGGCGGGUGGGAGCAGCGGAUGGACAUCACCGCCCAGGAUAUCGUCAUACAGGGCAGUCGGACGACGAGGCUCUCCAGAAAACAGGAGCGAGCCACCCUUCUGUACCUGCGCUACCUCUCCCGCUGGGGCAGAGAUCGGGCUCGCGGCCACCUGCAAAGCCCCCCAGCCUCGGGCGGCCGCCAUUGCUCCUCUCUCACCUGCCCCUGCCAGUUCGUCGAGGAGCAGUUGCACUGCAAACCAGCAGGGUCAGUUUUGGAUGGCCAGGGAGCCCUUUGGUGGGACAGCAAAGGAGGGGCAGUCCCUGGUAAACCGUACAUGUUCGAAAUUGACGUGACUGGCGGUCUGUUCGAAGACAUUUUCCUCUUGAACUGUCCCCACCACUGCGUCAUCAUCUCCAGCACUGACCUCACAUUGGACAGAUGGACCAUUGACGUGUCUGAAGGAAACAAAAACAAUCUCGGCCACAACACAGACGGCUUCGAUAUAAUCUACGGCCAAAACGUCACCAUCAAAAACUCGACGGUAUCGAAUCAGGACGAUUGCGUGGCCAUCAAUCGCGGCCAAGACAUGCUGAUCUCGGGCAUGGACUGCACCGGCAGCCACGGUCUCAGCAUCAGCGUCGGGUUCAGCAAACACUCGUUUUUGCACAACAGGGUGGCCAAUGUCGUGAUCGAGAAUAGCGUGCUGAGAGACGGAGACAACGGGAUACACGUCAAAACGCACACUGACGGCUAUUUGGGGGAGAUCAGGAAUAUCACGUACAGGAAUAUACGGAUGAGUGGAAUAAGAAGGUUCGGGGCUCAAAUCCAGCAAAACUACCCAUCCGGGAGUGGCCCACCAGUCGGCAACAUCCCCAUCACCAAUCUGACUUUCUCGAACAUCACUGGAACCAUGACUGGCAAAAAUUCGAUGCCUGUCGAGAUAACUUGCGCAGAAAACGCCUGUAUAGACUGGAGUUGGUCUGACGUCUCCAUAACCCAUGCUGCGAAACGUAGCAAUUGUUCUUACGUACCCAAGGGAUUCGAUUGUUGAUCAAAAUUAACAGCAAAAAUAAAAAAUAAAACGCGAUAUAUACAGAUUUUUUAUUACAAUACAAUGAACGCGACUCCUACUAACAAAUAAGUAUAUACAAUUGGUUGAGAGCUGCCUGUGCU